CGUGGUCCUUUAUUGUAAUGUACACACCCACGAAAGCAUGGCGUACAAUGAAGAGAGAGGUAGAGGAGAUGAGGAGGCAUUCUUCAGUAAAGAUAUUCCAUCAAAAGGAAGUUUAAAAUCAACUGUCAGCCGUUCAUACAGAUCACGUGAUAAAGGUAGCUAUGGUGACAGUCACCAAGAUGAUAUUGACACAUACAGACGAGAAAUGAAGAGACAAGCCCCUCCCACUACAGACGAAGGCAGGCAGACUGAGCGUCGUCACGGUGACCGGAGGAGAGACAACGAAGGUAGACACCACGGUCGAUCGGUCGAACACAAAUCAAAGAGAAAGAGCCGGAAAGAAACAACCAACCCAAAGAGAGAGAGAAGGACUAGAUCCCGGUCACCUAUUUACUCGACCCAAUCUCGUAGCCACUCGGAUAGAAGAGAACCACGCUCACAAUACAGCCACUCGGACAGUCAAUCAAAGAGCCAUUCAGGGGCGUGGUCUAGUUCACACAGACACACCCACUCACACAAAAGCGAGUAUGACAGAGGAGAAGGAGGGUCUGGCGGCAGACGUGAUGUCUAUCGUCUUGUUAGAGACUUAGAGAGUUCCUCUAGUGGUAGCGAUUCAGAUGAGGGUGUGGUCAGUAAAGAAGCCACUCCUACUCGUUUAAAAGAUGGGACGGAGGAAUCAAAGAAAGAGUCACCAAAGAAAACAUGGAAGGACAUAAUGUACUCUGAUUCUGAAGAGGAGGAGGAGGGGGAGAGUCCUCUACGUAAGAGUGCCUCACCUCGGGAAAGUGACCAAUCAGAUUCAAGACAAGGUGAAGAUGAUGUAAAGGAUGUUUCGGCUACCCCACCACUUGCUGAGUCGGUGAAAAAAGAGGACGAACCAGCUCAACCCACGGCUGAGUCUGCAGUUGAGAUUAAAGUGUCUAGUGCUACCCCACCAGGAGGGCCUGUCUCUCCUUCUCCUCCUCCUUCCCCUCAUGAAGAAGUACUGUAUCUACCAGCACUGAUGGGAUGUCGUAGUGUGGAGUGUUAUGAAUGGUUGAAUAGGAUUGAGGAGGGGACUUAUGGUGUAGUGUUUAGAGCUAGGGACAUCAGAACAGAUGAGAUAGUUGCUCUGAAGAAGUUAAAGAUGGAGAAAGAGAGAGAAGGGUUUCCCAUUACAUCACUAAGAGAGAUCAGUACUUUAUUAAAAGCUAACCAUGAGAACAUUGUUAAUGUCAGAGAGAUUGUUGUUGGUAGUAAUAUGGAUAAGAUAUUUAUUGUGAUGGAUUAUGUUGAGCAUGAUCUUAAGUCACUGAUGGAGACAAUGAAACAACCUUUCCUUGAAGGAGAAGUAAAGACACUGCUGAUUCAGUUACUAAAGGCAGUUCAUCAUCUUCAUGAUAACUGGAUAAUACACAGGGACCUUAAGACAUCAAACUUACUACUGAGUCAUAAAGGAAUCCUAAAAGUUGCUGAUUUUGGUUUGGCUAGGGAGUAUGGCUCACCACUAAAGAACUACACACCCAUUGUUGUGACACUGUGGUACAGAGCACCCGAGCUGUUACUGGGAGCCAAAGAAUAUUCAACUGCUAUUGAUGUUUGGUCUGUUGGUUGCAUAUUUGCUGAAUUAUUGCAGCAUAAACCACUCUUUAUGGGGAAAUCAGAAAUUGAUGAACUUAAUCUUAUUUUUAAAGAAUUAGGUGUACCCAAUGAAUCAAUAUGGCCUGGAUUUGGUGAACUACCUGUAGCCAAAAAAGUUCAGUUCACUCAGCAACCAUUGAAUAAUCUAAGGAAGCGUUUUCCUAUGAUAACAAAGAAUGGGUUUGUGCUUUUAAACAAGUUCUUUGCGUACGAUCCAAAGAGAAGAGUUACUGCUGAAGAUGCACUAAAACACGAAUAUUUUGAAGAGUCUCCCCUACCAGUUGAUCCCAGUAUGUUCCCAACGUGGCCUGCUAAGAGUGAAAUGACUAAGAAAUCGGUGAGACCAAAGAGUCCAACAGCACCUGAAGGAGGAGCAUUCUUCUUCAAUCAAAAGGGUAAAGAUGGUGAAGAUGAGAAGUUUCAGUUACCAGAUUCACAACCAGGGAAAGCUGGAUUUACUUUAAAGUUCUAAACCCAGGGCCCCCUUCCACCUCUCUCCUCCAAGCACACAAUAACUAUCACUGCUAUCAACUUCUUAAUUGUUAUAUUAAAAUAAUUUUCUGAAUGCAUUUUAUUUAAUUUUGUGUACUUUUUGCAGCUGGAAGGAUUAAUCUCCAUAGAGAAUCCAUGACUUUAUUGACUAAUGCAAA
This is a messenger RNA of Amphimedon queenslandica, 2270 nucleotides long. Its product is annotated as cyclin-dependent kinase 11B-like. Gene Ontology annotation, cellular component: nucleus. The transcript is spliced from 11 exons. Gene Ontology annotation, biological process: regulation of mitotic cell cycle; protein phosphorylation. Gene Ontology annotation, molecular function: ATP binding; protein serine/threonine kinase activity. The record is from RefSeq and is a predicted model, not a curated record. Lineage: Eukaryota; Metazoa; Porifera; Demospongiae; Haplosclerida; Niphatidae. Bases 38 to 2092 code for a protein of 684 amino acids.